Molecule: messenger RNA, 1419 nt
Organism: Penicillium waksmanii
Lineage: Eukaryota; Fungi; Ascomycota; Eurotiomycetes; Eurotiales; Aspergillaceae
Product: co-chaperone SGT1
Exons: 1
Coding region: 1-1419 (472 amino acids)
Biological process (GO): protein stabilization
Molecular function (GO): protein-folding chaperone binding
Source: RefSeq, a predicted model, not a curated record
AUGAAUGCUGCAGCACAGGGCGACCAGGCCCUCAAGGACUCCAACGCCCUCCUCGCCAUCCAACAUUACACUCGCGCCCUCGCCGAGCUACCCCGCGCAGUCAAUUAUUAUGUCCAACGCUCAACCGCACACUCUCGCGUGAAGCCCGCAGACGGCGGCCCGAACUCCCUUGCUUCGCUCCGAGAUGCAGAAAUUGCCCUGGCACUUGCUCGCGAGCGCGGAAAGCGUGAGUUAAUUCUCGCAGCUCAGAUGCGCCGCGGAGUGUCGCUGUUCCAGCUUGGCCGAUACCACGACGCGAAGUUCUUGUUUGAUCUCAUUGAAUCAAAGACUCGGACUGAAGAUGCGCCGGAAGAUAAAAGGGCAAGUGUACAGGCUGCCAUGGCGGGAUCGGGAAAAAACAAGAAAGAUGCCGCUGAGCUGCAAAUUUGGCAGAUGCAGGUUGCCCGCAAGCUUAAAGCGCUUGAGAACCCGAAUGAGACGGCUGUUACGGUCGUCGAAUUCCCCAGUGAUACCAGGAUUCCAACAGAGAAGGAAAUCAAGGCCGAGUUGGAAAGCAUGAAGGCCGGAAAGAAUGCGCCGGUUGCGAAUGAGUCCAAGAAACGAGAUACUCAACCCUCUUCAAGUGCUGCUGCCACCUCGGCCCAGGAUGAAAGUACCCAAGGAGCUGAGGAAAAGAAGCCAUCGCCUGCUGUUCCUGAGAAUGUGCGCCAUGAGUGGUAUCAAUCUGGCGACUCUGUUGUCGUGACGCUCUACAUUAAGGGCAUCCAAAAGGAUAAGGUCCAAGUUGACUUGAAGGAUGAGUCAGUAAGUGAUAACUGCUCAGAUACGAUACCCUUCUCUUCAAAAGCAGACACUAACGUUGUUAUCCAGGUUUCUUUACAAUUCCCCCUCCCCUCUGGCUCCGACUACGACUUCACCCUCGACCCACUCUUUGCACCAAUCGACCCCUCCACUUCCAAGGUCUCAGUAAUGGGUACCAAGAUCGAGCUGGUUCUUCAAAAACAAACAGCAGGCCAAAAGUGGCACGCCCUAGAGUCUUCUGCCACCGAAACGACUGUACUCACAGAUCGACCCGCUGCCCCCUCAGCGCCAACCCCAUCUGGUCCCGCCUACCCGACCUCCUCUCGCCAUGGAGCGAAAGAUUGGGACAAAGUUGCUUCCUCUCUGACAUCCAGCAAAUCUAAGGGUAAGCAGAAGGAGAAGAAGGACGACGCUGCAGGAGACGAGUCUGACGCAGAGUCUGUGGAUUCGGACUUCGGCGGCGAUGCAGUAGAUGGGUUCUUCAAGAAGCUCUACGCUGGCGCGGAUCCUGACACUCGUCGUGCAAUGAUGAAAAGUUAUGUUGAAAGCCAGGGAACGUCGCUUAGCACCAACUGGUCUGAGGUUGGGACCAAAAAGAUGGAGGUGCAUGAGAGCUAA